AUUCGACACUCCAGCCGAAGAACUGGCCGUGAUAACAGCGCCCUCUCUGUCUCUCUCCUAGUGUUGUCUCCAUCGUCCUCCUCCCCCUUUGCCUCCCUCCCAAGUUCCAACGCCGUGUUCGCCGCCCUCUCCCUCUACCGGCCUCCACACCGUCUCCAUCGGCCGGCCCGCCCCAUUGCCCACACGACGACAGUUCUCAGCUCGUCUAACGCUUAGCCGCUGAAGCCAUUGGAGAGGCGAUAUGGGAAGCCCCCGGUGACGAUGCGGCUACCGCAGCACACGGAGCGUGCGGGUUCGCCGAAAACCUGCAGCAUCUUCCAAGCGUGGCUGCCCCGUCACCUUCGCUGUCCCGGUCCUGUCUCGCAGCUGCUGGUCCUGUGCGCUGUCCCUGGAUGCCCACGCCGUCGAUGCCACGGACACCUCAUAGGUAAUCAUGAUCCCUAAUCCUACUUGCCUUUUGUGCGGGCCACUGGUUCAUAAGUAUUUAGCUGAUUCGUACACUAUGGAGGGUCUGAGUCCUGUGCGGCUCUUGAUUACUAGAUGGAUGCAGAUCACUUGCUGCUUGUGAGGAUACCAGUGUCCAGCAACACAUCCCCGAUAGAUUUAGACCCGUUGGACAUUGUGGAAACCUACAUAUCGUGGCCUCCAAUUUUGUUAUUUUUUGAUGAACGCGAUAGCCCUCAGUUCUGAUGAUGCACAUGGUCUUAGGUUCACGAAAUGUGCCAUGAUCUGAACUUUAAAUCUGGUUUGAUUUUCUGAAGGCCUUUGGUAGUAUUUGCUGCAACCAGUGUCCUGUUUGACCUUUUACAGAGCCGCGUUGUACACAACAUUUUUUGCAUUUGUUCAGUUCUUCUUCUUCCCGGUAUGCUGAUUUAGAACCACAUGGAAUAAGGACGUCGACACAUUCUACACUGAAUAAUGAACCUAUCAUUUGUUUGUAUCAGCAGGCCAUAAACUGCUUCAUCCCAAUCAUGGACCGUCGUUUCUUUAAACAUAUUGAUGGCCACCUUUUGUUUUUUUAAGAAGAAUUUGAAGAACAUGCUCCCGUCUGCAGCACUGUUCCUAAACGGUAUAAAAGCACCUGUACUGGUCUUCACCAAGCAAGCACCUCAGACACCAACAUCUACACACAAUCACAGUCACAAUGGAGGCCGGAGGGUUAGUCAGGGUCAGGGAGGCCGGCUGGGCCAGGUUCGACUUGCUACCCCAUGGCUAGGAGCCGGAGGUCGUAGCGCAGCUGCUCUGCACCCAGCAUGAGUUGCCUUGGUCCGAUCAAAGCUUCUUCCGUACAGUGACAACAACAUGCCACAUAUUCUUUUGGCAAUUUGUAUUGCUUUUAAAAAAAAUCUACUUCUUUCACUAAAAACUUCCUUAUCCAUGUGAUAUCCGAUGUAUUCUACAUAACUCCAAAAUUGCUACCGGGCAAUACUCACCCUUACCUAUUCUUUUAACUGAUAUGUCCACCUUUUCAGGUUAUUUUGGCUAUUCAUUUUAAUGAUUGUAUGUAUGUGCCUAUGUAUGAUAAAAAAAAUAAUGUCGUUUUUUUACCAAUGUAUUGUGCCCUGUGCUCUAUAUCUUUAAUGACUUUUUAUGGGAUUUCCGUAGAUAGCUCCCUCCGUUAUUUAUUUGUUUAUAGUUCAAAAAUAAAAUAACGGACAACAAAUAUUCGAGAACGGGAUUAGUAUAUAAUAGCUGAUUAUGACUAUCUUUUUUAAAACUAUUUGUUCCAAACUUGAUGGACAUCUCGAGGACCAAAGUGACACAUUAAAGAGUUAUAGCUUCAUACAAAACAGGUUAAGUUGCACUAUUUCCUCUACAUUUUUAGAUCUACCACUUAUAUUAGUGUUUUUUCUUCAUUUUAAGAAAUUGCAUCGCACCUUCCAUUUGUUUAUGUAAAAAACUAUCACUAUUGUGUUCUACAUAGGAUCUUAUUUACAUACAUAUUUUAGUGGACCAUAAAAAAAACAGCGCGCGCAGGGCGCGCGUUAGACACCAGUACAUACAUAUUAAAGCCCGACGCAAAACGUGCAUCUCCUUAAGCCAUGUCACCACUAAAAUCUUGAUCGUCGGAUCUGCUUUGGACGGUCUCAUCAAGAAGAACGCGUAGCUUCCAGACUUUCCUCGAGCAUACUUUGUUACCAGCCUGGCAAAUUGAAAAGCCAACAUGAAUCAAACGUCGGCGCGCGGUGGAUCUGAAGCCUGUGUGGGGGCGCGGUCGGCGAGGAGCUGGGGCGCGCGUCCCCGCCCAGCUCCCCCGUCGUGGCACUGGACCGCCACGCCUGCGUCCACCAAGAGACGUCCGCACCACCCUCGUCCACGAGCAGCUCCAACGACCUCAUCGCCGCAUUGCGCCUGCUCCUGCGCUGCAGGCUCCGGUUACCGUCGGUGCCCACACCGAGGAAGGCGUAAUCCACGCCAAGCAACCCAGUUACUGAGCUACUGAGCUGCAACCUCCGAUAUCGCGCACGUGUCCAGGAGCAUUGAGGAGGCUUGGUACGAUUGCUUGGCGAUGAGCGAGUCGGAUGUCGAAGACGAUUUCCAAUGUGCAAGAUGGGCUUGUUCGGUUAGCUCUCAAUCCAUGUGGAUUGAGUGGGAUUGGAUGGGUUUGAAACCCAAACAAGUCAAACCUCUUCUCAUUUUUUUCCAAUCUCAUUCAAUCCAUGUGUUUUGGGAAUAACCGAACAAGCCCUUACUGGAUGAGCUUCUCCGCUACCAUUCAGAUCCUUUUUCACAUGGCUUCGAAAACGAAGCUGCAUUGAGCAUGAGAGAUGAUGGCAGCGAUGGGAGCUUCAAUGGAGCUGUACAAUCAGGCGAGCAGCACCAUAAAAAGCCAAAGUCUAGCGAACGACUGUUAAAGGGGAGCUCGGAGAAUGGUGUGACUGUGUGAGAUCGUCCAGACUCCAGACCAUGAGCCAUGAUGAUGCGGUGAGUGUUUCUGGUGCGAACAUCACUCACGGUGGAGGCAGGAUACUCGACUUGCUUCUGCCAAAUAUUUGUCUGCCAUGAAUUACAUAUCGGUCAAAGACUUGCGCGAGGCGCGAGCCAUUUACUAGUGAUGUACAAGAAUCCGAUCGAGCCAACGAUUCAGACCGGUCUGUAUCGGCGGGUAGCGGCAACUGGCAGGUCCAGUCAAGCCAACCACCGGCGAGUGGCAGUAGCGGCGGCGGCGGUACAUGUAACACAUGAUUGGAAGUGACACUGUGGUCUGUGGAAGCCUGCGUGGCUGCGUAUGGCAUGCCACAGUAUUUCCCAUCAUCUAGAGCGUCAAAUCCAGCGAUUCCAACUCCGCAGGCCGGGUCACCGCCAAGCAGUGCCCAAGAGGAGCCGGAACAGUGACGCGCACACGCACGCCCAGUAGUCUUUCCAUUUCACAGCCAACUGGUCGCCGUGGCAGAGGAGAUUCGCAAAAGAUCGGCCGGUCGGAUCACCGCCAGUAGUCUGAGCUUGCCGGCCACGAUUCGCCGCCGGUCUCUAUCCGCCCGGGUUCCUCUUCACAGUCACAGGCGUCCACAUCGUGACAUCGCCAGCGUCAGAACUGGAACAACAAACAGUUCGUGGAAACUUCCAAGCUGGACCCCGCCCAGCCAAAGUCCAAGGCGAGAGGAUGACUGGACAGGCGGCACGCGCGCGGACGCGAUGACGGACAAGGACUAGGCCCGGCCUAUCUACUCCAGUCUCCAGAUCGCAAUCGCAAAUGAAAAAUAAGUGCUUACCCUGGACUGGUCACCGGUUGCGGUGAGCUAACUGGCUCCGGAUUAUAAAACCGGCAGCGCCAGCCGCCAGAGCGCGAUUGCACUGCAAGCGCAGAUCUCAAUUAGGAGUACACAACAAGUGGAGUUCGACGGAUGUGAAGUGAAUUGCGGCCUUUCUUGGUUGCCGUCUUGCUGCUAUGGUUGACUUGCGGUCCCUACUCGUCGCCGGCGUCGUCCUCCUCGCCGGACUGGCCGUCCUCGUCCACGGCGCCGGGGACGAGCAGUUCGUCUACUCGGGCUUCACCGGCGCGCCGCUCGCGCUGGACGGCACGGCCACCAUCACGCCGUCGGGGCUGCUGGAGCUCACCAACGGCACGGCGCAGCUCAAGGGCCACGCCGUGCACCCGGCGCCGAUGCGGUUCCAGCGGACACCCGGCGGGCCCGUGCGCUCCUUCUCGGCGUCCUUCGUGUUCGGCAUCAUCCCGCCCUACUCCGACCUCAGCGGCCACGGCAUCGUCUUCUUCGUCGGCAGGGACAGCUUCGCCACCGCGCUGCCCAGCCAGUACCUGGGCUUCCUCAACUCCAGCAACAACGGCAACUUCACCAACCACGUCUUCGGCGUCGAGCUCGACACCAUCCAGAGCACCGAGUUCAAGGACCCCGAUAACAACCACGUCGGCAUCGACGUCAACAGCCUCACGUCCGCCAACGCCAGCACCGCCGGCUACUACGACGACGGCACCGGCGCGUUCCACGACCUGACCCUGAUCAGCGCCAAGCCCAUGCAGGUCUGGUUGGACUACGACGGCGAGACGGCGCAGGUCAACGUGUUCCUGGCUCCCCUCAGGACACCCAAGCCUACCAGGCCUCUGGUGUCGGCCGCGCAGAACCUGUCGGGAGUGGUCGUGGACCCGGCGUACGUGGGCUUCUCGUCCGCCACUGGCACGGUGAGGUCGGAGCACUACGUGCUCGGCUGGAGCUUCGCCAUGGACGGCCCUGCUCCGGACAUCGACAUCGCCAGCCUGCCCAAGCUACCACGGUUCGGCCCCAAUCCGCGGUCCAAGGUCUUGGAGGUCGUGCUGCCGAUCGCCACCGCGGCGUCCGUCCUCGGCGUGGUGGCGGUCGUGGUUGCGCUCGUCCGACGGCGGCUCAAGUACGCCGAGCUGCGGGAGGACUGGGAGGUCGAGUUCGGGCCGCACCGCUUCACGUACAAGGACCUGUUCCGCGCGACGGAGGGAUUCAAGACCAAGAUGCUUCUCGGCGCCGGGGGAUUCGGGAGAGUGUACAGGGGAGUGCUCCCGAAAUCCAAGCGGGAGGUUGCCGUCAAGAAGGUGUCUCACGAAUCGAGGCAGGGCAUAAAGGAGUUCGUCGCCGAGGUGGUCAGCAUCGGCCGUCUCCGACACCGGAACAUCGUCCAGUUGCUCGGCUACUGCCGGCGGAAAGGCGAGCUUCUCCUGGUGUACGACUACAUGCCCAACGGCAGCCUUGACAAGUACCUCUACGGCAAGGACGACAAGGCCACGGCGACGCUGGAUUGGGCGCAGAGGUUCCGGAUCAUCAAAGGCGUGGCGUCAGGGUUGCUGUACAUCCACGAGGACUGGGAGCAGGUGGUCAUCCACCGAGACAUCAAGGCCAGCAACGUCUUGCUCGACAGCGACAUGAACGGACGGCUGGGGGACUUUGGUCUCGCGAGGCUGUACGACCAUGGAGCCGACCCGCAAACAACCCAUGUCGUUGGCACCAUGGGGUACCUCGCGCCAGAGCUGGCGCGGUCAGGGAAAGCGUCCCCUCUCACCGACGUGUUCGCCUUCGGGGCAUUCAUCCUCGAAGUCGUCUGUGGCCGGAGACCCGUGGAGCAGAGCAUGACCGACAGCCGGCUCAUGCUGGUGGACUGGGUGCUCGAGCACUGGCAGAACGGAACCCUCGCCGACGUGAUCGACGCGAAGCUCAAGGGGAGUUGCGACGAGGAGGAGGCCAUGCUGGCGUUGAAGCUAGGGCUGCUGUGCUCGCACCCGUUGCCCGCUGCGAGGCCCAGCAUGCGGCAGGUCAUGCAGUAUCUCGACGGCGACAUGCCCUUCCCUGAGCUCACGCCGUCGCACCUCAGCUUUAGCAUGCUGGCCCUCAUGCGGAGCGAAGGGUUCGAUUCCUUUAUCCUGUCGGCGUCGACGACGCAGCCGUUGUCGUCCACGGCGAUGAGUAUAGGGACUAUGACUGGCCUCUCUGAUGGGAGAUGACGAGCGCGCUGUCUUGCUGGAGCAUGUACAUUGGAUGGCGCCAGUACGUACCAGUAGUAUGCUAUGCUGUAGAGUUGCCAAUUUUACAAUUUCUUGAAGCUGGAGGAGCAACUCUAGUACUCUACCAAUAACAUGUAACAUCCCGCCGAUUCCCGGACCGGCGCUAUUUUCUGGUGACAACCAUCUAGAACCAUAGACCAUCCUAACAGACAUAAAUAUUUUAUACGCAUUUUAUCCUUACUUAUA
Molecule: messenger RNA, 6172 nt
Organism: Zea mays
Lineage: Eukaryota; Viridiplantae; Streptophyta; Magnoliopsida; Poales; Poaceae
Product: L-type lectin-domain containing receptor kinase SIT2
Exons: 4
Coding region: 3890-5926 (678 amino acids)
Biological process (GO): protein phosphorylation
Molecular function (GO): protein kinase activity; carbohydrate binding; ATP binding
Source: RefSeq, a predicted model, not a curated record